AAAAAUAUUAUCGCUUGCCAGCGACAUUAAUCCAAAUCUUAUUGUUUAAUUCGGUAUUUUACCCAUAAAAUCCAAAUUUUUCGAGGUGUCUUCCAACGCAAUUCGGAGGAAAUCAGCUCAAAAUGAGUGCAACGGAGCCGGAGAAGAGCAAUAGCAGUGCCGCUUCCUUCGCCAAUCUUCCGGUGGAAGAUGGAUCACUUACUGCUCCUGCAGCUUCCGGUGUAAAGAAGACCCAUCUCGAAGCAGACGCCGUUAUGAGUGACGACGACAGCAAAGUGAUCACCACAUUAGAGACGGCAAAGUCAACUAGUGAGAAGGUGAUUAUCCACAGUCAGACAAUCAUCAAGCCGGCUGGGACAAAAGACGGGGCUGCAAAGUCAGCAUCUGCAGCAGCGGAUGAUUUGCUGGCCAGGAUGAAAAGUCGAUUGAACAAACAAAUCGAUUUGAAUGUUUUAACUACUCCAAAAAUGCAUCAUCACGUGCCGCACGGAACUCACGAUACCAGUGGAUCGAUCGAAAUUCCGGCGGAUUUCAUUUUGGGCAGUGAUAUUCCGGCAACGCCAGCGAAUGUUACCAAAGAAGAACUGGAGGAUCACGACCUGAUAGCGAUUCUCGAAGGUGAUGAUGUGGAAAUUAUGGAAAAUGCGACCGAAAUUGAAGUAAGGGUUGGUGGAACUGACGAAGGUAUGUAUGAUGACGAACAAGUGUUGGAGGAAAUUCACAUAUCUAUCGUAGAUGAGCAGGAUCUGGAGUCGGAAAAGAAAGAGCGGGAAAAGGAGAUCGCUAUGAGACAAAUGGCAAAUCUCCCGCAGCUACCUAAAGGACGAAGACCAAAGCAAGCCCUCGACGCCAAUGAGAUUCAGGAGGCUAAGCUGGCAGUAGUGAAACCGGUAGCUUCAAAGCGUGGCAUUUCGAAGUCUACGGCCCCGUCACUUCCGACGCUGAAAGUAGAAACUGGACCUGCAGAGGUAACACCACCUCCAAAACCCAAAUUGGAAACGAAAAAUUCUCCCGCCAGACCGGUCACGGGAACUCUAGGAGGGAUUACCAUCAAAGGACAAACAACAAUCACACCUCUUCCGAAACCGAUAAUCAUCAAAACCGAACCCUCUGAAAAGAAGGUUUCCCCUUCUCCGACGAAAAAGGUAAUGGUUCCGCCUUCAAAACCUGCUUCUGUUUCAACACAAGUGGUGCCGAAAACAGCACCAGUUCUCAAUUCACUGCCGCAAAAACCGUCACCAGUUUCAAAUGCAUUGCCGCAGAAAUCUGUACCUGUUUCCAAAGCGUUGCCACCGAAGCAAAAAUUAAACCCAUCAGUUCCAAGACCGAUUCCUCUUCCCCCUCCGAAGAAAAAGACCGAUGAUCUGAUCAGUUCAAUUGUUUCCGAUUGGGAUGAUGAACCUUUGGUAUUAAAAAAAGAACCAGUAAGUCCGGUUGCUUCACCUGCCCCAAAACAAGCGUCAGUUUCAUCUGCACCUGCGACAGGUCUUCCGAUGGCGCCACCGCAACCACCAUCAGCCGAGGAGCCACUGAAACGUUCUCGUGUUAUCAAGAAGAAAAUUAUCUGGGACCCGGACAACCCGGAAACGCACAUGUCCUUUGCCAGCUUUGUUAAGUCCAACAGAACAAAACCCGAAAGCCAAAAUGAGGCCCAAACGACACCAACUACGACCCGACCUCCCGGUACUGGAAUUCGCCGCAAGCGCGCGGAAUCCGUUGCCGUGCAUAUGAUUAAAGAUACCCCACCUCAAUUUGCUCUGCCACCUCCGCGGAAACGAGCUCGUACUCCUGAACCAGUAUCUAAACCACCUGUUACGUCAGCUGCUCCUGUGGCAUCGAAAAAGAAAAAGAAAAGUGAAAUCGAUAAGCUUCUCGGAGACGAGGGAGCAAUCAAAAUGUUGUAUGAUUUAGAAUGCGAGAACAGUAACAUAGAAAAACCUUCUGAGUUUGACGAUUCCGACGAGGAAAGUGAGAAGCGCAUUGCAAUUAUUAAACAAAGAAGUUCUCCCAACGAGGGCACCACUCACGUUCCUCGAGUAAGACAGAAACGACAUCCGGUGCAAACAUCUACCAGUCCGGCUCCAACGGCAACGGCAUCCACUUCAGAACCACCUCCCAGAACAAGCACCUCUGGUGUCGUUGGCCGCAAACGUAAACGGCCAAAUUCUGCUUCGGAGGACUGGGACUACGUUUACAACUCACAAAAAAACUGUGAUGACGCCAUGAUCAUCCGUCGACGCUCCAACAGCUCCUACUCUAGCUCCACCAGUCCUAGACGUCUCAGCGUCGAUCAACCGGGUGCCACUUCUACUGAAACCACCCCCGCAGACACUGCGGGAGCGUCCAACUUUGAAUUCGUCAAACCUUCGAACAAAACUCCACCUAAACAAGAGGACAUAAAACUUGAUUCAUCCCUCGUAGCCAACAUGAAAGGAAAGCUUAGCAAAGUUCUCGGAUUCAAAAAGGAAGAACAAACAGCCAGCAUAUCAUCCCCGCCGACGUCCACCGGUAAAAAACCGGAAAAGAAGCUCAAAACUCCACCUAAGGUGGCGGAAACCGCGACUCCAACGACUUCAACGACGCCGACGACAACGACAACCGUUCGAGUCGAAGAAAAUGGGACCGACAAGAGUUGGGAAUCCGUACACAAACAGCUAACCGAGCUGAAGUUGCAGGAGCUCACCUACAAGCGUGCCGGGAAUUAUGUUGAAAUCAUCCUGGCAUCUAAGGAUAACAAACUAUUGGAUGUCUUUACUGUUGAGUUAUUGAACGAAUUAAAAACCGUACUGAAUAUUCUUAAAAGUGACUCGAACACGAGAGCCGUACUCCUGCGGUCAAGUGGAAAACACUUCUGCAGAGGAAUCGAUUUGGCCUAUCUCAUUCAAAGUAAUGCAGAGAAACGGAAAACCGCCGCUCAGGUGUACAGCGGUCAUAUAAGGAAUUUUCUCCAAACGUUGGCCAUGUUCAACAAACCCCUGGUCGCAGCCGUACAUGGCGACCUCCUUGGAAUGGGUGUAACGAUCCUACCACUGUUUGAUGUCGUCAUCGCACAGGAUACAACAACGUUUCUCACGCCAUAUGCAGUUUUCGGGUAUCUCCCGGAGGCGAUGAAGCUAUUUUCUUCGGCGAAAAAUUUGAAACCAAAAGCGAUAACGGAUAUGCUUUUUCUCAGUAGAAAAGUGUCGGCCAGUACAGCAUUGGACUACGGGAUUGUUUCGGAGGUGACAAGCUCCGAAAAACUGCAGGAACGGGCCGAUAUUGUGACGAAAAAAUUGGCGACACUUUCGCAACAGGCACUAAAAGCAAUGAAGAUUAACCUCCGCAAGGAGCUGCUCGAGCGUUUGGAAGAUCAACUCACAUUCGAGCAAAGGAAACAAUCCCAACAGUGGGUAACCGCCGAGUGCCAGGAGAAGUUCAAGCUGUUCGUGUCCCGGGGUGGAAAUUGGUGAUGCCCUGGGCCAGGUAAGUACAGGAAAAUCCAAUACACUCUGCGAGGGUUAUGAGCAAUUUAGCGUAUAAGUACACAGAUGCUUUUAUUCUCCAUAACGGAUUGAUCGGCUUAAAACCACGUUUUAGUUUAUGCCAGAUCAAUCUUUUUGUUUUCAAACUUGAAUUUGGCACGAAUUGUUUUCAUUGCUACUCUAAUUUAACAGAAUUAAAGUUAUCGGUUAUUGAUAGGAAAAAUUGAACUCUGUUGCCCAUACGCAUAGAGCUACUCGUAAUAAGAGAUGUUGCACUUUAUCUUCGUUUUACUAAGAUCAACUUCUAUUUACUAUCCAUUACAAAUAAUCAUGAUGAAUUCAAUUGUUUAAAAUAGAAUUUAUUUUUACAAACGCGAAAACUUUAAUGCAUUUGGCUCAAAAUACCGCCAAUUCAAUGAAAAAAUUACAUUUAAGCCGAUAAGAAAAAGCAAACAGAGCAUAUAUCAUUGAAUGUCAUACAAGUAGUAGUGGCUGAUUGGAUUUAUGAAACAUUUUCAACACUUUUAGUUUAUUAUUUUUUUCAAUAAAUAGAUACAGCAGA
Messenger RNA from Ochlerotatus camptorhynchus, 4023 nucleotides. RefSeq names its product HP1 and insulator partner protein 1 (gene HIPP1). The coding region runs from base 123 to 3449 and encodes 1108 amino acids. Lineage: Eukaryota; Metazoa; Arthropoda; Insecta; Diptera; Culicidae. The transcript is spliced from 6 exons. The record is from RefSeq and is a predicted model, not a curated record.